This is a messenger RNA of Abrus precatorius (Indian licorice), 1368 nucleotides long. Its product is annotated as protein DETOXIFICATION 12-like. NCBI's taxonomy places the organism in Eukaryota, Viridiplantae, Streptophyta, Magnoliopsida, Fabales, Fabaceae. Gene Ontology annotation, cellular component: membrane. The record is from RefSeq and is a predicted model, not a curated record. Gene Ontology annotation, molecular function: antiporter activity; xenobiotic transmembrane transporter activity. The transcript has 6 exons. Gene Ontology annotation, biological process: xenobiotic detoxification by transmembrane export across the plasma membrane. Bases 178 to 1368 code for a protein of 396 amino acids.
AUGAGGUACAAAUCAACGAAACUAAAAGGUAUCAAUGAAGUAGAAUUAUUGUUUGAGAGUAACAAGUUUAUAUUCUUUAUCAACUAUUUCUAAGAUGUUGGCUCGCUCAUAAUAAUCAUUAUUUUAUUCCCCUAGUAACUUAGUGCAAUGGUAAUUUGCGCAUGCUAAUAGACAGGAAUGGCUAGUGGACUGGAAACAAUUUGUGGACAGGCUUAUGGAGCUCAGCAAUACCAAAGAAUUGGAAUACAAACAUAUAAUGCUAUAUUCUCCCUCUUAUUCGUUUGUCUUCCCCUGUCUUUCCUUUGGAUCAGCAUGGAAAGGAUACUAGUUUCCAUUGGCCAGGACCCUCAAAUUGCACAUGAAGCAGGGAAAUUCAUAAUUUGGCUUCUUCCAGCACUCUUUGCUCAUGCAAUUCUGCAGCCAUUAGUUCGAUAUUUCCAGAUGCAAAGUUUGCUUCUUCCCAUGCUUAUAAGUUCUUUUGUCACUCUUUUUAUUCACAUACCUCUUUGCUGGGCAUUGGUAUUCAUGACUGGACUGAAUAAUGUUGGUGGAGCAUUAGCAAUGAGCAUUUCAAUAUGGUCAAAUGUGAUUUUUCUUGGAUUAUACAUGAGAUACUCUUCUGCAUGUGCAAAAACCCGUGCACCAAUUUCUAUGGAGCUGUUCCAAGGAACUGGAGAGUUCUUUCGUUUUGCUAUCCCUUCUGCUGUAAUGAUUUGCGUUCAAUGGUGGUCGUUUGAACUGCUUAUCUUGCUGUCUGGGCUGUUACCAAAUCCAAAACUCGAGACUUCAGUUUUAUCCAUUUGUCUCAACACCAUUUCAACUCUUUAUGCAAUAGCCUUUGGAAUUGGUGCUGCAGCUAGCACAAGGGUUUCAAAUGAAUUAGGAUCUGGGAAUCCACAUGCUGCCCGUGUUGCUGUGUUGGCUGCAAUGUCUUUUGCAGUCAUGGAAACAGCUGUAGUAAGCGGUACACUUUUUGCCUGUCGCCAUGUUUUUGGUUAUAUUUUCAGCAAUGAGAAGGAAGUUGUUGAUUAUGUCACUAUCAUGGCUCCUUUGAUAUGCAUAUCUGUUAUAUUGGACAGUAUACAAGGUGUUCUUUCAGGGAUUGCUAGAGGUUGUGGAUGGCAACACAUAGGGGUUUAUGUCAAUCUAGGUGCCUUCUACCUCUGUGGGAUUCCAUUUUCUGCCACAUUGGCAUUUUGGGUACAGCUGGGAGGAAAAGGACUUUGGAUGGGUGUACAAGUCGGUGCUUUUGUUCAAUGUGUUCUACUUUCUAUCAUAACCAGUUGCAUAAAUUGGGAACAGCAGGAAAUCAAGGCAAGAAAGAGGUUAUUUGAUUGUCAAUUUUCAGCAGACAAUAGACUGGUUUGA